Molecule: messenger RNA, 3121 nt
Organism: Anarrhichthys ocellatus (wolf-eel)
Lineage: Eukaryota; Metazoa; Chordata; Actinopteri; Perciformes; Anarhichadidae
Gene: dhx40
Product: DEAH (Asp-Glu-Ala-His) box polypeptide 40
Exons: 17
Coding region: 789-3011 (740 amino acids)
Cellular component (GO): intracellular anatomical structure
Molecular function (GO): 3'-5' RNA helicase activity; RNA binding; ATP hydrolysis activity
Source: RefSeq, a predicted model, not a curated record
CAGAAAAAGGACUGCUGUUUCAAGUCAUGCUUGGAAGUGCAACUGAGAACGGUUCAGUCAAGAUCUGUUUGUGAUUUGUAAUGAAAAUAAAUCUAUACCUUACAUUAAUGACCUUAAGUUAGUAGAUGUAUGUAGUGGGAAAGGCUUGCAUUAAUUAAAUGUUUUAGUAAAUAUCCUUUUUUUCAUCACUGUACUGCCACUUGCUAAUUUUAGGUGGUUGUGGAAGAUUGUAUGUACCCUAUGGGCUCGACAUGAAGACCUUUUUAUAAGACAUAAAUACAUUUUCAGAUCACUUCGGGAACAUUUCACAUCCACAAAUAUUAAAUGACUGGUCUUAAACUUUGCUUUUUUUACUCAUUAUUUCGAUUUAUCUUUGUUUUAUAGUUACAGAGUUAUGAACAAAUCGACGUAAUGACUAUUAAGACAUUAUACUAUACAUAUUAUACUAUCUUCAGUUGAAUUACUAGGUGAUGGCACGUUUCUGUGUAAAUAAAGCUUAAUUUAAAAAAACCGUUCUGGCAGACUUUUAUUGUGGAGGAGGUAUUCCGGUCAUGUGCCCACAACUCGACCAAUAGAAACGCCGAAAGGGUUAGUUUGCGGAAGUCAUUGAGCGAGCGUGUCGUCUUCGAAACGAACGAAAUAAUUGUAAAAGAAGUCGCUAUUUUUAACUUUUAGUAUAGUUUGUAGGUAAAACUAAAUCGUGUUCCGCAUGAUUAACGUCAGUAUUUCUUUCGUCUUUUCAGCUCCUCACACUUAUCUGCUGGUUAAGCUAACGUUACUAGUCAGUUAUGUCCAAAUCAACGAGGCUGGACUCGAAAGACGAUGAGUCCAAACGGCUGCCCAUCUAUCAGCACAAAGCCACACUGACUCGGGCUGUCAAAGAGAGCACGUUUCUGGUUGUCACCGGUGAGACUGGCAGCGGGAAAACCACACAACUUCCAAAGUACCUUCAUCGAGCAGGUUUUUGUAGAGAUGGCAAAAUUGGCAUCACUCAGCCCCGCCGGGUGGCUGCCAUCACGGUGGCCCAGAGGGUGGCCCAGGAGAUGCAGUGCACUCUGGGUAGAGAGGUUGGCUACCAAGUACGCUUCGAUGACUGCACAUCACAGAGCACGGUGGUGAAGUACAUGACCGACGGCUGUUUGCUCAGAGAGAUCCUAGCAGAUCCUGUACUCUCUCAGUACAGCGUUGUAAUCCUGGAUGAAGUCCACGAACGCAGCCUCAACACAGAUAUUCUCCUGGGUCUACUGAAGAAUAUGUUCUCCGACUCUGCGAAGCCCACCAAAGGCAGAUCUUUCCCUCUGAAGGUGGUGGUGAUGUCCGCCACCUUGGAAACUGACAAACUUUCGGCCUUUCUCAGCGACUGCCCCGUCUUUACUAUUCCUGGGAGGACUUUUCCUGUCACCAGCACAUUUGGUUUUGCUGUCGGACCUAAAGACAUAGAGAGCACUGGUUAUAUAAAAGAGGUGGUCAAAGUGGCCCUUGAUGUGCACACCAGUGAAAUGGCUGGGGACAUUCUGGUGUUUUUGACAGGUCAGGCAGAGAUUGAGCGGGCGUGUGACUUGUUGUAUGAAAAAGCUGAGUCUGUAGACUACCGCUACGAUGUGGAGGACCAAACCGUGGAGGGCCUCCUCAUUCUGCCUCUUUAUGGAUCCAUGCCCACAGAUCAACAGAGGCAGAUCUUUCAGCCCCCACCUUCAGGAAUAAGGAAGUGUGUCGUGGCCACUAACAUUGCAGCAACAUCUCUCACCAUCAAUGGCAUAAAGUACAUCAUAGACAGCGGGUUUGUGAAGCAACUCAACCACAACUCAAGAGUGGGCAUGGAUAUCUUGGAGGUGGUGCCGAUUUCAAAGAGCGAGUCUGAGCAGAGAGCAGGCCGAGCUGGAAGAACCUCAGCUGGGAAAUGCUUUCGAAUCUACACCAAGGAAUUCUGGGAGAAGAGCAUGCCGGAAUAUACCGUUCCAGAAAUCCAGAGGACGAGUCUGACUGCAGUGAUACUCACUCUCAAGUGCCUGGGUGUUCAUGAUGUCAUUAGGUUUCCCUAUCUGGACUGUCCAGAGGAAAGGUUUAUUCUUGAGGCUUUAAAACAGCUCUACCAAUUUGAUGCCAUCGACAGGAGAGGAAGAGUGACCCAGCUGGGGGAGCUGAUGGUGGAGUUCCCCCUCCACCCGGGCCUCACCCGGGCCGUGCUCAAAGCCGCCUCGCUCGGCUGUGAGGACCUGCUGCUCCCCGUAGCCGCCAUGCUGUCUGUAGAGAACAUUUUCAUCCGGCCAGGCCACCCUGAGAAGCAGAAAGAAGCGGAUAAACAGCACAGAGCGCUGGCUGCCAAGAGCGGCAGUAUGAACGACUUCGCCACUCUCCUCAGCGUGUUUCAGUUGUGUAAAUCCAGCGACAGACCCUCAGCGUGGUGUAAAGAUCAUUGGAUCCACUGGAGGGCGCUGAAGUCGGCCUUUAGUGUGGAGACUCAGUUGCGAGAGAUCCUCCUUCGCCUCCAACAGAAGAGAGAUUUCCCUGUCGACACAUUUGAUGGCAAUAAGAGUGAACUCUUCAGACGAUGUCUGUGCAUGGGAUACUUCACCAAUGUUGCCAGAAGGUCUAUUGGAAAGGUGUUUUGCACAAUGGAUGGCCAUGGAUCCAUGGUUCACAUUCAUCCAUCCUCAUCGCUGUUUGACCAGGAGGCUGAGCUGAACUGGGUCAUCUUCCACGAUGUGCUGGUGACCUCACGGGUGUACGUCAGGACCGCGUGUCCUAUUCGAUAUGAGUGGGUGAAGGACUUACUACCUAAACUACAUGAGGUGGACGUCUAUGAGCUGAGCAGCGUGGCAAGAGAAGAAGUGAUGGAUGAGGAGAUGGUGAAAUGGGAGACCAGGGAAGCAGCCAAAAGACAACCAGAGGUCUCUACUGAGGACGUCGUGAAGAAGCUGGAGAAGCGCAACAACGAGACGACCGUCGGCGACGCUCGUGCUCGCUACCUGCAACGAAAGCAACAAAGACAACAGAAUAAAGCUCUUUGACAGAAAGCGCUUGCUUUUGAGGGACAUGGUUCACGCAAACGUAUCACAUAAGGAGCAUUUGGAAACAAUUUCUGAACAAUAAAUAUUUGUUACAUUUAUAAUGAAAAUAA